AUGGUAGACGUUGAUCCUGAGACUCUGUUAGAAUGGCUGUCAAUGGGCCAGGGCGACGAGCGCGACAUGCAGUUGAUUGCAUUGGAACAACUUUGCAUGUUGCUGCUAAUGUCCGAUAAUGUAGAUAGAUGUUUUGAAAGCUGUCCACCUAGAACGUUUUUACCAGCGUUAUGCAAAAUAUUCCUUGACGUAUUAGCACCGGAAAACGUAUUGGAGGUAACGGCUCGAGCCAUUACCUACUACCUGGAUGUAUCCUCUGAAUGCACCCGGCGCAUUGUGGCAAUCGAUGGCGCCAUCCGAGCGAUCUGCAAUCGCCUGGAGGUGGCCGAUCUUGAAAGCCGAACUAGUCGUGACCUCGCCGAACAGUGCAUAAAAGUGCUGGAGCUCGUCUGCACCCGAGAGGCGGGAGCCGUCUUCGAAGGUGGAGGCCUAAACUGCGUGCUGACGUUUAUCCGCGACAGUGGCUCACAGAUCCACAAGGACACACUGCACUCUGCUAUGGCCGUUGUGUCACGAUUGUGCACGAAAGUAGAGCCGCAGGGGGCGAACGUUCAAACCUGUGUCGAGAGCCUUAGCACUCUGCUUCAGCACGAAGACCCGUUGGUAGCUGACGGUGCCCUGAAAUGUUUCGCGUCCGUAGCCGAUCGGUUCACCCGGAAAGGAGUCGACCCAGCACCAUUAGCCGAGUACGGGUUGGUGAAGGAACUUCUUAACCGACUAAGCAACGCAGCCGGAGUGCCCCAGAUUUCAUCCGGUGGUGCCAGUGCUGCCAUUUCUUCUAGCUUGGGAACCAAUUCUUCUUCGCACACGGAGUCUUCACUAUCGGCCGCUCCGCUAUCAUCCUCGGCGCCUAAAACGGCCCAAGGAGCGAUGGAAGCUGGAAGAUCCAGUCAAUCGAUCGCUACCACCAUUUCACUGUUAUCAACCUUAUGCCGCGGUUCACCCUCUAUCACGCACGAUCUAUUGCGAUCGAACUUGCUCGAGGCAAUGGAACACGCGUUCAAGGGAGAUGAGCGGUGUGUUUUGGACUGCAUGCGAUUGGCUGACCUGAUUUUGUUGCUGUUAUUUGAGGGCCGUCAAGCGCUCGGGCGGGUCGGAGGAUCGCAAGGUCAGUUGGCGCCACGUGUGCGACGAGCUGACUCAAGUACCGAGCGCACGCAUCGCCAGCUGAUCGAUUGCAUUCGUAGUAAGGACACCGAGGUGCUGAUUGAAUCGAUCGAAUCUGGUGGAAUUGAAGUCAACUGUAUGGAUGAUGUCGGGCAGACGCUGUUAAACUGGGCAUCAGCCUUUGGAACAUUGGAGAUGGUGGAAUUCCUGUGUGAUAAAGGAGCGGACGUUAAUAAGGGACAGCGAAGUUCUUCCCUGCAUUAUGCCGCUUGUUUCGGGCGACCGGGCAUUGCGAAAGUGUUACUGAAACACGGCGCCAAUCCGGAUCUGCGUGACGAAGACGGCAAAACUCCACUCGAUAAAGCUCGCGAGCGUCCGGACGAAGGUCAUCGGGAAGUUGCUUCAAUCUUGCAGUCUCCGGGUGAAUGGAUGAUGGCGGCUACUCGAUCGGAUCUCAAGAGCGGUGAUAGCGGCGACGAGACAGGCGUCGGGGAACCUCGCGGUGAUCCUGAGAUGGCACCGGUGUAUCUGAAGUUUUUCCUACCAACUUUCUGCAAAACUUUCCAAAGCACUAUGCUUGCUAGUGUUCGUAGAUCUAGCCUAGGUCUUAUCAAAAAGAUGAUCCAAUACGUUCAACCAGACGUCCUGUCGAAGUUAUGCUCCUCAGAAGGUCUGGCGAGUUACGAACAAAGCUUGGGCACGCUCUUAGUGGAAGUCAUAGCAAGCGUACUGGACAAUGAGGACGACGAAGAUGGCCACUUAGUGGUACUAACGAUUAUUCAAGAGCUUAUGUCCAAGACGCAAAAUGAUUUUCUCGAUCACUUCGCGCGUCUGGGUGUUUAUACCAAGGUUCAAGCACUGAUGGGCGAGUCCAGCUAUGAGGGUAACGACAAUAAUGAUGUGAUUAAAUCGUCACCCGAUGAGGUGAAGCCUUCUACCACGGAAACUGCUGCGUGCGUGGCCUCGUUGGCGGCUCCAAACUCCGUAGGUGGUGGUUCAACAACAGUUGCAUCCGGUUCUGUUGCCGUGGAGGACGCAAAAGAGAUACUCCAUGGAAAAGCGUACCACUGGCAUGAUUGGAGCAUAUGUCGUGGCCGCGAUUGUUUGUACGUGUGGUCCGAUUCAGCGGCGUUGGAACUUUCGAAUGGAUCAAAUGGAUGGUUCCGUUUUAUUCUUGAUGGCAAAUUAGCAACCAUGUAUUCAAGCGGUAGUCCAGAAAACGGAAGUGAUAGUACUGAAAAUCGUGGAGAAUUCCUCGAAAAAUUACAACGAGCCCGAGCCGCCGUUCGGCAAGGCACCGUGUCACAACCGAUUCUAUCCUCUCCAAGCUUGGCACGGAUCGCAGUUGGAAACUGGGUGUUGCAAAGUCAGAAAGAACAUCAACUACAUAUCAACAAUUCCGAAGGUCAUCAGGUGACCAUUCUGCAAGACGAACUGCCUGGAUUCAUCUUUGAGAGCAAUCGCGGUACAAAGCAUACGUUCACGGCAGAAACACCGUUGGGGCCGGACUUCGCUGCUGGCUGGAUCAACACAAAGAAGAAGAAAAUGCGCUGCAAGGCUGAAGCUCAGAAGUAUCAGCUUCAUAAAUUAGCACGGGAUUUGUACAAUCGUUACUUCAAAGCGGCACAGGCUGUACCGCGAGGAGCUGUGGCGAAACUGUCGAAGAUAGUCCAUCAGAUAGAAAUUGCAUUGGAGGAGCAACAAUCAAUGCAGAAAACAACGUUCAUUACGCGAUCCACUCAGCAAGCCCCAACCUCUGGCUCAAGUUCUGGCAUGUGUUGGCAGGAGAAAUUGUAUAAUGCAUUGAAUGAGCUGGUCCAUCUUUUGAACGAAGACGGUGUCAUCAGUGCAUAUGAAAUGUACAGUUCGGGGUUGGUGCAGGCGCUUGUUGCUGUCCUAUCGCCCAACUAUUGGGAUUUGGGAAUGAAUCGUAGCAAGGCAAACAAAUACCAGAAACAACGAUUGUCGAUCUUCAAAAAGUGUAUGUACGGAGGGGAGACACAAACCGGCAAAAAUACUGCGACUAUACUGGUGCAAAAACUAGUUGCUGUGCUGGAAAGCAUCGAAAAAUUACCGGUGUACAUAUACGAUUCGCCGGGCGGAAGCUAUGGACUGCAAAUUCUUACGAAAAAGCUGAGUUUCCGAUUGGAACGGGCAGCCUGUGAGCAGACGCUUUUCGACAGAACAGGUCGUAACCUGAAGAUGGAGCCGUUGGCAACCGUUGGUCAUUUAAAUAAAUAUUUGCUUAAGAUGGUUGCAAAACAGUGGUAUGAUAUGGAGCGAUCUUCAUUUCUGUAUCUACGUAAGCUGAAGGAUGCCAAACCAAGCCCCAUGCAGUUCCGCCAUCAUCAAGAUUUUGACGAAAAUGGCAUCAUCUACUUUAUUGGAACCAAUGGCAAGACUCUGGAAUGGGUUAACCCGGCCCAGUACGGACUGGUAACAGUUACCAGCAGCGAAGGAAAGCAACUGCCUUAUGGUAAGCUGGAGGAUAUCCUUUCCCGCGACAACGUUAGUAUCAACUGCCAUACGAAAGACAACAAGAAAUCCUGGUUUGCAAUCGAUUUGGGAAUGUACAUCAUCCCAACUGCAUACACGCUUAGACACGCGCGCGGAUACGGUCGGUCAGCCCUGCGAAACUGGAUGUUCCAAGUAUCCAAAGACGGCAUCAACUGGACUACAAUGUUAACCCACACAGAUGAUAAAAGCCUUGCGGAACCCGGAAGCACGUGUACCUGGCCGAUCGAGUGUCCGAGUGAAGAACAACAAGGCUACCGCCACAUUCGCAUUCACCAGAACGGUCGUAAUGCAUCCGGCCAAACGCAUUAUCUCAGUCUUAGUGGGUUUGAAAUUUACGGAAAAGUGAUCUCGGUUUGUGAGGAUAUGGACAAAACAGCCGCUAAAGAAAACGAGACAAAGCUUCGUAAAGAGCGACGUCAGGUUCGUACACAGCUAAAGUAUAUCACCGAUGGAGCCCGGGUGGUACGUGGCGUCGACUGGCAUUGGGACGAUCAGGAUGGAAGUCCCCCCGGAGAAGGAACGGUCAUUGCUGAGAUACACAAUGGAUGGAUUGAUGUAAAGUGGGAUCACGGUAUGCGGAAUUCCUACCGCAUGGGUGCCGAGGGAAAAUACGAUCUAAAAUUGGCAAGUGUCGAUGGCCUGGUUAGCGGUUCGUAUGAUCUGCACAACAGUGGUGUUUCUGUAACUGCGAAAAAAAUCUACGACAAAUCACUAAACGUGCUUGUUAGUAGAAAAUCUAGCUCGACGCCAAGCUUACCUGAUGCGACGAUAGAAUCGCGAUCAUCCGUCGCGUCCACCGAACAGGCGACUUCGGCUGACAAUUUGUCCUGGAAACAGGCAGUGGAAGUGAUUACGGAAAAUGUGCUUUCAUCGGCUCGCUCGGAUCUAGCCACGGUUGGCAGUGGUGGAAGCAGUAAUGAUCUUUCAUCCUCCUUAGUAGCAGCCGGAACGACCGGUAAUACACACAACCUCGGCAGUGGUAACAACCAGGAAGUUUCAGUGACUGUUCACUCAUCGUUGAGCGAACGUGGAAACAACAUCCCCGAUCUAUCGCAGAUUAACAGCAGCACGUCCAUGUUGGUAUCCGAUUUGGCCACGAUCACAGAGAACCUUUCAUUGCUGGAAGGUUCGACGAAACAGAGCGGACGAACUGUAGUUUCGGGGUCAGGUUCUGGGCAACAGUUUGUGAGCAACAUUAGCGCCAGUGGCAGCAGUGCUAGCAGUGUUCCAGUUCUGAUGGGCUCAUCUUCCUCGUCGUCUUCUUCCUCUUCUACCGAGGAGAACAAUAAAACGAACAACAUCAAUGAAACGAAUAACAAAAUUAACCUAAACAGUGGCAGCGGUACCAGCGUGACUAGUGGCUGCAGUGCCUCCAGCGGCAAGGCCGGUUUGUCCUACUUGCAGACAAAGCUGGAUAUGAUGGGUAAGAUGCGUGAAGGAGUGGAUAUGCUCCGAAACAACACAAACAAUUUCCUCUCGUCUGAAUUGCUUGCCCAAUCAAACCUUCUGUCGUCUGUGAAAAUUGCGUUCCCACCUGUUCCUCCAAACACCGCAUCUGGUGGUACAGGAUCGGGAGUAUCGUACGGUAAUAGCAUUUUCGUGGCUAGCACAAGUACGGGCACGAAUCCGCCUGCAGCCUCAGCGCCAGCGUCAACCGGAGCUAAAUCGCCCACAGAUAAGUACGACGUCAAAUUCAACAACACGGCGCAAAAUGGUGGAGUAGUUUGCGUGAACACCUUCAAGAAGGUUCUGAACGAAGCCAAGCAGCCCUCGUCCACAAAUGAAUCCCAAGGUGGAGGCCGCGAUGCCACAAAUAAUAUGAAAAAUAAUUUCGGGGUCGCUGCUUCAGCGGAUCCGGCUCUGCUACCGACUUCCCAUGAUAAUGUCAAUACCGAGGACAUGGUAGGAUCUGCCUCCGGCAGCGACGGUGUGAACGUGGUCCCCGUUGUGGCACCUUCCAAUCCCAUGAGCGACAAUUCAGCGUUGCAGAAUGAUGUACAACCGCCUCAACCAGGAUUGUUGGAAACAUUUGCCGCAAUCGCACGUCGUCGAACGUCUGGCGCUGGCUCCAAUGCAACGACCAAUGCAAACAACAAUAACGACACCAACAACGCUUCGUCAUCGUCCUCAUCUUCGCAGCAGACGGUUCCAAUCAACAACCAGCUGAUAAGCAGUGGAGGUGGCGCAUUGGUGGGCGGAGUGUUGCAAAACAACAGUAACUUCUUCCCGCGCGGACCAAAUUCGGUAACGAGUUUAGUGAAGCUAGCGCUCUCCAGUCACUCCGGAUUGCUGAGCACGGCACAGAGCUAUCCGAGCUUGUUCAGUUCCUCAUCGAACAACAACGCCGCUUCAGGAGGUGGCAGCGGUGGCGGUAAUAAUAAUAACGUCAACAACAUGGGAGGCACGGGCCAGGUCAAUCCUUUGAAUCCCGCGCUCACCAUGAGCCUCACGUCAACGUCGAGUGACAGUGAGCAGGUGUCCUUAGAGGAUUUCUUGGAGCAAUGCCGGGCUCCAACCUUGCUUGGUGAUUUGGAGGACGACGAGGACAUUGAAGAUGAAAAUGAUGACGAUGAAAAUGAGGACGAGUAUGAGGAGGUCGGCAAUACACUGCUGCAGGUCAUGGUUUCUCGCAAUCUGCUCUCGUUUAUGGAGGAGCGUACGUUCGAAAAUCGACUUUCGGCGGCGGGUAAGCGAAAGUCGUGGGACGAUGAAUUCGUGCUCAAACGCCAGUUUUCGGCGCUGAUUCCUGCGUUCGAUCCACGCCCAGGAAAAACUAAUGUCAAUCAAACAAGCGAUCUCGAAAUUCCCGCACCGGGUAAUAGUGGUGGAAGAAAUGCUGACGCCACAGACUUGGCGGAACCUUCAUCAUCUGUCAAGGGCUUGCUAGAUCAUGUAUACCACGGCACGACGUCAGCUCUACCGCAGCCCACGCUCUCACUAAUGUUGCGUGGACCUAACAUAAAUGGUGUGAACGACGUAGAAGUGGAACUGACACACCCGGAUUGGACGAUUUUCCGAGCGGUGCAGGAAUUGAUGCUGCAAACGGCGAUGCCCAAGCAGGACAAGUUCCGCAAAAUCUGGCAGCCGACGUACACGAUCAUCUACCGCGAAUCCAGUCCCGGAUCUCAUGGUUCUACGUUGUCCCCAAGCUCACCCGUUCCCGGCACACCGUCGAUAUCUGGCGGUGGACCCGGCAGUGGAGGCGCAUUGUCCGCACCAACGACAAGUGGUGGCAACACGCAUUAUUGCUCAGUGGAAGACGUAUUGCAGCUACUUUCGCAGCUGAACAGCAUCAACCAGUCGUUGGCCUCGGCUCCGACAAAUAACGACAAAAAUCUGAUUCCGGACGUCGAAUCCAACUACUUGAACCCGGAAGUGUUCAUGAGCAAGAAGAUCACGAAUAAGCUGCAGCAGCAGAUCCAAGAUCCGCUUGUCCUUUCCAGCGGAAGUUUGCCGAAAUGGUGCGAGGACUACAACCAAAGUUGUCCUUUCCUGUUCCCCUUCGAGACACGCCAACUAUACUUCAGUUGCACGGCAUUCGGUGCAUCGCGCAGCAUCGUCUGGCUACAGUCUCAGCGCGAUGUAAAUGUGGAGCGCCAGCGGGCACCUGGACUGAGCCCACGCCAUGCUGACCAGCAGGAAUUCCGAGUCGGUCGCUUGAAGCACGAACGCGUAAAGGUACCACGUGGUGAAAAUCUGCUAGACUGGGCGCAGCAAGUAAUGAAGGUGCAUUGCAAUCGAAAGUCCGUCCUGGAGGUUGAAUUUGUCGGAGAGGAGGGUACUGGGCUAGGACCUACUCUGGAGUUCUAUGCUCUGGUGGCUGCUGAACUACAGCGCAGCGAUCUCGGCAUGUGGCUUUGCGACGACGAAGAACCGAAGUUGAUCGAAGACGAGAUUGAUCUGGGAGAAGGAAGCAAGCCGGUUGGGUAUUAUGUGCUGCGUUCAUCAGGCCUGUUUCCGGCACCGUUGCCACAAGACUCGGAGAUAAGUGAUUUUGUUUCCAACUACUUCUGGUUUCUGGGAGUGUUCCUAGCAAAGGUACUGCAAGACAAUCGCCUUGUGGAUUUGCCGCUCUCCAACAGCUUCUUGCAGCUGCUCAGUCAUAGCCGAUCGAUUACUCGAACGACGUUCACAGGAAAAUCGAGUUGCACCGACGAUAUUAUGAUCUCGUCCAUCGUGUCAGAGGAAAGCGAUCGCGAUCGCGACAUGCUCGUGGACUCGUACCAAACCAAGAUGGCUGCCAGCGAUGAAGCCUGGUAUGAUGGUAUCCUGUCGCAGGAGAACCUUCAAGAGAUCGACCCGAUUCGGUAUCAGUUCCUCAAGGAGCUGCAAGAACUAGUGCAGCAAAAACAGAACAUUGAGCAAAACGAUAUGCUCAGUUCCGAGGAGAAGUUGCAGCAAAUUAGCGAGCUCAAACUGAACACCAAGACGGGCUGCGUUGCGCUAGAGGACUUGGCGUUGACCUUCACCUACCUGCCGAGCUCAAAGAACUACGGUUAUUCGUCUGCCGAUUUGAUUCCAAACGGCUCGAACAUUGACGUUACGAUAAACAACGUCGAGGAGUACUGUAAUUUGACUAUAGCGUUCUGCCUCCAGGAAGGAAUCGCCAAGCAGUUGGCCUCAUUCCACCGUGGCUUCUGUGAGGUGUUCUCGCUGAGCAAGUUAGCCGCAUUUACCCCGGAUGAGAUCCGCAAGAUGCUAUGCGGCGAACAGAACCCCGAGUGGACUCGCGAAGACAUCAUGACCUACACGGAACCCAAGCUAGGCUACACCAAGGAAAGUCCUGGAUUCUUGCGUUUCGUCAACGUGUUGAUGGGUAUGAACGGAUCAGAGAGGAAGGCUUUCCUUCAGUUCACAACCGGCUGCAGCAGUCUGCCUCCGGGUGGUCUGGCGAAUUUGCAUCCACGAUUGACGGUGGUACGUAAGGUGGAUGCUGGCGAAGGAUCCUACCCAUCCGUGAACACCUGCGUGCACUAUCUCAAGCUGCCGGAUUAUCCUAACGAGCAAGUGCUGCGCGAACGGCUUCUGACGGCCACCAAGGAGAAAGGGUUCCAUCUGAACUAAAUCCAACUGUGUUGUUGUAAGCUGCUUUGUAAUACCGAACUCCGAUAGGAACUAACUGAAAGCGUAAACAAAUGAGGGAUAAACACGAGUACAAGAUUUGAUGCGUGUAAGUGGGAGCGCUAUUAUAGGCUUCUGCAGAAUGUAUAGCAGAAAUGUGAGCAAACAACGAUGGUUAUUAGAAGCAAAUUAGAUGCGAUUCAAUUCUUUGAAAAUUUUAUCACACUUCCCACCAGCUAUUGAUGAAACAUAUUGCACCUAAACAUUCACAUACCUGUUCCUUUGUGGGCAGCACUCGUUUAUGACUGCAUGCAUGCGUUGUAAAACGAACAGUAUAGUGGGGAAAGUGAGUAGAAAUUUGGAGGAUAUAUGAACACAGAAUAAAGAACAAUAAGCUUUUUGUAGAGAUACGAAAUUCACGUUCUAAUGUUAGCACAUUAAUUUGUUAGUGGAAAAUUGGCAUAAUCGAUUUAAUACUGAAAACAAAUUCCCACGAAUAUAUUUAAAAAAUCAAACCCGUAUUAGUCUACGGUUAGACCAUCAAAUGAUGAUUCUUUCUUACGUUGUUACCUUUAAAGGUACACCGAGAUGAGUUGUGCUGACGUGUGUUUUGUGUUGUUCAACACUAGAACACAACGAAGAUCUAAUGAUUUUACUAAGGAGCGCGUGACCUUGAGCUUUCCAGUACCAUCCAGCGCUCGGUCCGUGCUGACUUUGAUUUACGUAUGCGUGUGCGUGUGUGUUGUAUGUGUGUAAGACAGUUCUUGCGAUGGAAAACUUAAAGCUUAUCCAUUCACAGAGUAGAUAGAACAAAGUAACUAACGGCAAACAAAUAGAAAACACGUGUGAAAAUGUUUGUGAUGUAAGUGAGAAACUGAAUACUAACUAUGAGUUUGUGAUUGAUGGUUACAAUAAAGUGUUGCGAAGGUAUGUGAAGUUGUAGAAGCGUGAUGGCACCAUAAUCUAACCUAAACAAUAAGUACGAACGUAGCUAGUUUCGAGCGGCUGAUGCUGCUCUGUAUAUAACCAAAUCCGAAGUACAGAUACUUCUGAUUCCACAUAGAGUACAGCUCACGGCAACCCACUACCACUUUCUAACUCUCACCAACCAACCACUUUAUCUGGAAUUGAAUUUUGACUUAAAAACUAAAUCAAAAAUAUUCCCGUUUGGUUACGGGAUAGCAAGGACCGUGUGGUGCUUUCGAAAAUAAAAUACAAACGCAGAGAGCAUUCAUAUUCAGAUGCAGUAGGCAAGCACGUUAGGAUGCGUAUAGUUGCAUGGCAGGAAGAGAAUGUUACAGAUGAUUGUGAGAUAUUAAAAAUGAAUAUUGAUUAUGGUUCUAUUGAAAGAUUAUAUGCAAUUAAUAAAUACAAAACUACACACAAUUUAAACUUAGUCUUGCUAGUAAAAUACUUAAACUCCUAUGAUACACGAGAUAU
Messenger RNA from Anopheles nili, 10125 nucleotides. It is a transcript of the gene Ufd4, whose product is annotated as E3 ubiquitin-protein ligase Ufd4. Gene Ontology annotation, cellular component: nuclear speck. NCBI's taxonomy places the organism in Eukaryota, Metazoa, Arthropoda, Insecta, Diptera, Culicidae. The transcript has 10 exons. The record is from RefSeq and is a predicted model, not a curated record. Gene Ontology annotation, biological process: anatomical structure development; protein K63-linked ubiquitination; proteasome-mediated ubiquitin-dependent protein catabolic process. Gene Ontology annotation, molecular function: ubiquitin protein ligase activity; protein binding; metal ion binding. Bases 1 to 8688 code for a protein of 2895 amino acids.